This is a messenger RNA of Dromiciops gliroides (monito del monte), 1982 nucleotides long. It is a transcript of the gene ALDH2, whose product is annotated as aldehyde dehydrogenase 2 family member. NCBI's taxonomy places the organism in Eukaryota, Metazoa, Chordata, Mammalia, Microbiotheria, Microbiotheriidae. Gene Ontology annotation, molecular function: aldehyde dehydrogenase (NAD+) activity. The transcript has 13 exons. The coding region runs from base 114 to 1667 and encodes 517 amino acids. The record is from RefSeq and is a predicted model, not a curated record.
GCUGAGCGAGGGCUCGCGGGAGUCAGUAGUGCAUCUCACUCCUUUGGUGGGACUCGGAGCUGCUCCUUUCUGACCUCCAGCCCCAGCCUCUGGCCUCCAGCCUCCGCCGCAGCAUGCUUCGGGCCGCAGCCCUGCUCGGGCCCCGUCUGGGCCGCCGCCUUCUGUCCUCGGCCGCUCCGGCAGCCGUGCCCAUCCCCAACGAGAACCCCGAGAUCUUCUACAACAAGAUUUUCAUAAACAACGAAUGGCAUGAUGCCAUCAGCAAGAAGACUUUCCCCACUAUCAACCCAUCCACGGGAGAGGUGAUCUGCCAAGUGGCCGAGGGGGACAAGGCAGACGUGGACAAGGCAGUGAAAGCUGCGAGGGAUGCAUUUCGCCUGGGCUCCCCAUGGAGGAAGAUGGAUGCAUCGCACAGAGGGAGGCUUUUGAAUAGACUGGCAGACCUGAUCGAAAGGGACCGGGCUUACUUGGCCACCCUGGAGACCUUGGACAACGGCAAACCCUACGCCAUCUCCUACCUUGUGGAUUUGGACAUGGUUCUCAAAUGCCUUCGGUAUUACGCAGGCUGGGCUGACAAGUACCAUGGGAAGACUAUCCCCAUCGAUGGAGAUUUUUUCAGCUAUACACGCCAUGAGCCUGUCGGGGUGUGUGCCCAGAUCAUCCCAUGGAACUUCCCACUGCUGAUGCAGGCCUGGAAACUGGGACCGGCCCUGGCCACAGGAAACGUGGUGGUGAUGAAGGUGGCUGAGCAGACCCCCCUGACUGCCCUCUAUGUGGCCAACCUAAUCAAGGAGGCUGGCUUCCCCCCUGGAGUGGUCAACAUCAUCCCGGGAUAUGGCCCAACAGCAGGCGCUGCCCUCGCUUCCCACAUGGAUGUGGACAAGGUGGCGUUCACUGGCUCCACUGAGGUCGGGAGCCGCAUCCAGGUGGCUGCGGGGAGCAGCAACCUAAAGAGAGUGACCCUGGAGCUGGGCGGCAAGAGCCCCAACAUCAUCAUGUCGGAUGCCGACAUGGACUGGGCUGUGGAGCAGGCCCACUUUGCUCUGUUCUUCAACCAGGGCCAGUGCUGCUGUGCUGGCUCCCGGACUUUCGUGCAAGAAGACAUCUACCCCCAGUUUGUGGAGAAGAGUGUGGCCCGGGCCAAGUCCCGGGUGGUGGGGAACCCCUUUGACAGCCGCACGGAGCAGGGGCCUCAGGUAGAUGAACAACAGUUUAAGAAGAUUCUUGGCUACAUCAAGUCAGGGAAAGAGCAGGGAGCCAAGCUGCUGUGUGGAGGGGGGCCUGCUGCCGACCAGGGCUUCUUCAUUCAGCCCACCGUCUUUGCGGAUGUGCAGGAUAACAUGACCAUCGCCUCCGAGGAGAUCUUUGGGCCAGUGAUGCAGAUUAUGAAGUUUAAGACCAUCGAAGAGGUGGUGGAGAGAGCCAACGAUUCCAAGUAUGGGCUGGCCGCAGCAGUCUUCACAAGAGACCUGGACAAGGCCAAUUAUCUCUCCCAGGCACUGCAGGCUGGCACAGUGUGGAUAAAUUGCUAUGAUGUAUUUGGGGCGCAAUCACCAUUUGGAGGUUACAAGAUGUCUGGGAAUGGGCGAGAGCUGGGCGAGUAUGGUCUACAGGCAUACACAGAAGUGAAAACUGUCACGGUCAAAGUUCCUCAGAAGAAUUCAUAGAGAAGAAUGUGGGACUUCCCCCACCAUGGCCACAGUUGAAGUUUGGGGAUUAGAACCUGGACCAAGAAGAGGCCCCCUUGUUCACUAGUGUCUCUUUAGAGAAACAAUCAAAAAACCUUGUGGAAUGAAAGGGUUCUGUGGUGAGGGGAAAAUCUUUUUUUUUUUUUUAACUGCAACAACGUUAAAAGCGAUGGGUCACUUUUUUAUACCCAAGACAUUUUAAUAUGUUGGUUAACAUUUUUGUCAGCAAUUUUUGACACCUUUUUUUUUUUUUUUGCUUUAGGGCUAAACCUUAUUAAAAACCUUGAUACCUUU